AUGUCCAAACCCCUCGUAGUCGACAUCCACACCCAUGUCUACCCACCCUCAUACAUGGCAAUGCUCCGCGCCCGCAAAACAGUCCCAUACAUCCAUGAUCCAGAGCAAGGCGAACCACGCCUGAUAAUCCUCUCGUCAGACGAUGACCCAGCAAUCCCAAUCGAUCAGCGCGGCCGUCCAGUCGACUCAUCCUACUCCGACAUCAACGUCAAGCUAACCUUCAUGCAACAGCACGGCAUAGACAGCAGCGUGAUCUCGCUCGCAAACCCAUGGCUUGACUUUCUCGAGCCCUCCGAAGCCCAGCAAUGGGCGCGGCGCAUCAACGAUGAUCUGGAAGAAACCUGUGCGAGCGUCAACCGCGCCGGAAACCCGGAUCAGAAGCUCCCGCUCAAAGGCCGGUCUACGUUGUUUGCCUUUGCGGUUUUGCCCUUGAGUGCGCCGAGCCCUGAUAUCAUCGUGGAGGAGAUUCGGCGCGUGAAGACUUUGCCUCACGUCCGCGGUGUGAUCAUGGGCACUUCGGGGCUGGGUUCGGGUCUCGAUGAUGAGAAGUUGGGGCCUGUUUGGGCCGCGUUGCAGGAGACGCAGCUUCUGCUCUUUUUGCAUCCCCAUUAUGGUCUUCCGAAUGAUGCUUUUGGGGGUGCGGAGAUUACUGCCCGCUAUGGGCAUGUUCUUCCUCUGGCUCUGGGGUUCCCGCUGGAGACUACUAUCGCUGUGACGCGCAUGUUGCUUUCGCGUGUCUUUGAUGAGUUCCCGCGCUUGCAGCUUUUGCUUGCUCACUCCGGUGGUACGCUGCCGUUCCUGGCUGGUCGGAUUGAGAGCUGUAUUAUGCAUGAGCGGAAUUUUGUUGAGAAUGGUGGUAGCGUCCCGGGGCCGCAGAGGAGUAUUUGGGAGGUUUUGAAGACGAACAUCCUUCUUGAUGCGGUUGUCUAUGGAGUUGCUGGGUUGAAGGCUGCUGUCACGGUUGGCGGAGGUACUGACCGUCUUAUGUUUGGCACUGAUCAUCCCUUCUUCCCACCUUUGAACGAGGAGGAAAAGGAUUGGCUUAGUGUGACGACCAAUUACAAUGCUAUCGAUGAGACUUUCAAGGACGAGAAGGAGGUUGUGGCUGCUGUUCUGGGUGGCAACGCCGCUCGCAUUCUUAAUCUUGAAUGA
Messenger RNA from Penicillium nucicola, 1152 nucleotides. Its product is annotated as amidohydrolase family protein. Bases 1 to 1152 code for a protein of 383 amino acids. Gene Ontology annotation, molecular function: carboxy-lyase activity; hydrolase activity. Gene Ontology annotation, biological process: secondary metabolic process. Gene Ontology annotation, cellular component: cytosol; cytoplasm. The transcript has 2 exons. The record is from RefSeq and is a predicted model, not a curated record. Lineage: Eukaryota; Fungi; Ascomycota; Eurotiomycetes; Eurotiales; Aspergillaceae.